AUGGUCAGCAGAAGGAAGAAUUCGUAUGGCAGUGUUCAGUUGGACGUGGAUGGCAUCAUCUGUCGUCUCACUCAGGUAUGUAACGCAAUCCGGGAAUUAACGGGCUUCGGUGUCAUAUUUAAUAUAAACAAAAACAAUCCGCGUUUUUUCCACAAGGAGGAAUAAGAAUGACAGAAUAGGGUUUAAACAUAUUAGUCCACAUAGGGCAAUUAGGGUAGUUAACUCAAUUUUUCAGUCUGACGUCAAACUGGUGUCAUUUCCUAUUAUUUGUUUUACAUCUUAUUUUAAUUGAUCCUUUUAGCAAGAAGGAUAAUUUACUUUUUAAAAUUUUUUAAUUCCUACGAAGUUACUGUUGAGACAUUACCUUUUGAUCAGUCCUUUGUCCUUUAUCAGCGGACCACUGUUAAGGAUGGCCUUUUCUUAAUCCCCGAUUAAACAUAGUUCUUUUUGCAGAAUGUUAGCGAAGGAUGGAGAAGUUCUUUGGAUGUAACGGAGAAUGAAAUCAAGAUGGUUUGCUCCCUUUCUCGGGAAAUCUUCUUGCAACAACCCAUGAUGUUAGAGUUGAAUGCCCCCUUGAAGAUCGCUGGUGACAUCCAUGGCCAAUUCAACGACCUCCUCCGGCUUUUCAAAUUGAGUGGAUUCCCUCCAUUAUCCAAUUAUCUCUUUCUUGGGGAUUAUGUAGAUCGAGGGUCCAAAAGUUUAGAGGUACGACUAUUACUCAGCAAAACCUACGUUGAUUUUUUUAAAUACAAGUGAUAUGAAAUUUCAGACAAUCAUUCUGUUGUUAUGCUACAAGAUCAAAUACCCCGGUAACUUCUUCAUGCUCCGAGGAAAUCACGAAGUGGCGGCCCUGAAUCGGAUUUACGGCUUCUAUGAUGAAUGUAAACGAAGGGUGAAUGUAAAGAUCUGGAAGUCCUUCCAGGACGUCUUCAAUUGUAUGCCUGUGGCUGCUCUGGUCGAGAACAAGAUAUUUUGCUGCCACGGGGGAUUAUCCCCACACCUCCGAACCCUCGAACAGUUAAAAAGGAUAGUCCGACCAGUGGAUGUACAAGAUAAUGGACUGCUCUGUGAUGUCCUAUGGUCAGAUCCGGAUGCCAAAGUGAUGGGCUGGGCCCCCAACGAUCGCGGAGUGUCCUAUGUCUUUGGCCAUGACGUUCUCGCCCAGUUCUUACAAAAAAUGGAUCUCGAUAUUGUAGUCAGAGGACAUCAGGUGGUAGAAGAUGGAUACGAAUUCUUUGGGAAGAGAGGGCUGGUCACAAUCUUCUCGGCUCCCAAUUAUUGUGGAGAAUUCGACAAUGCAGGAGCUGUUAUGAAUGUGGACAGGAAUCUGUUGUGCUCCUUCCAGGUACGAUUCUUCUUCUCUUCAUCAUCAAAGUCACUUCUUAUUGUUCGAUUAUAGAUUCUAAAACCCCAACAAUCCGUGUUAAAAGAGCGACGUUCAAAUGUGGGAAGUGCCCCGGCCUUCGGAACGAUGAUUCAUGACAUCAAGUACACUGGGGGAGACCCGAAACCGCAUAAAUUAUUCCGUCGAGGAAUGCUCUGA
Molecule: messenger RNA, 1543 nt
Organism: Bursaphelenchus xylophilus (pine wood nematode)
Lineage: Eukaryota; Metazoa; Nematoda; Chromadorea; Rhabditida; Aphelenchoididae
Source: the annotation of a GenBank genome assembly